UUAGCACUGAGGAGGGCAACCUUGUUUACCGUCGAAGUUACGUGCCGCGAACUUCCGAAUUUCGCGCUCUCGCAGCUUCAAAGCUUUCCCGCUCGUUAGAAGGAAAUCUCAAGAGAAGAACUCUUUAAAAACAUGUUCGUCUAGUGUUACUGGUGGUUGUUGCUGUUGGGUGACUAAUAGAAUUAUUCUUAUUGUAAAAUAUGUGUAGUAGAUUUAACUUUGUGAUGAUGCAGUUACAUGUGGUAAUUCUCAGUGUCGUUGUAGCUGUCCAGGGCUCAGGAAAAUUUGACAAUGAACCAGUUACGUCGACCUAUGACGUAGAGGCGGUUCAAGGAGGGGUCGCGAAGCUGCCCUGUGACAUAGAACCCUCAAUACCGGGUGACAAAAUGCAUAUUGUCAUCUGGUUCAAGGAUGGAGAUGAACGGAAGACCCCUAUAUACUCGUUCGACUCCAGAGACAAGCAAAUGGAGCAUGGCAAACAUUGGGCAGACGAAAGUGUCCUUGGAGGUCGGGGAUCCUUUCGAUACCAAGAAAAACCAGCCAAAUUAACUCUGGAGACUGUCAAAGACAGCGAUGGUGGCAUAUACCAUUGUAGGGUGGACUUCAGGCUGACUCCCACGAGAAACAUCAAAGUUAACCUCACAAUAAUAAUUCCUCCGGAAAAGCUAAGCGUCUUAGAUGAAACCGGGCUUCACAUACCGGACUACAUCCUCGGACCCUAUAAUGAAGGAUCCUCCAUUAAUAUAACAUGUGUCGCAACAGGAGGUCGUCCCCCACCAAAAGUAACAUGGUGGCAAGAAAACGCGCUUCUAGACGACUCUUUUGAGUAUCUCUCAGAAAGGAGAGUCCGCAACAUUCUUCACAUCGAGAAACUAGAGAGAAAGCAUCUACACACCGUGUUCACCUGUCAAGCAUCCAACAACAACUUAGUGGCGCCAAUAUCUAGCGCGGUAACUCUGGAUAUCAACCUGAGGCCAUUAUGGGUCAAACUACUCGGAGACAAUAAACCAUUAUCUGCUGAGCACACCUACGAACUGAGCUGCGAAGUAGUCGGUUCUAGACCAGAACCCACCAUCACAUGGUGGAAAGGCAGUCAACAGAUGAAGAACACGAGGGAAACGACUAGUCCUGAUCGAAAUACGACUACAAGCGUUUUAACUUUCAUUCCAACGGUAGAAGAUGGCGGCAAAUAUUUGUCAUGUCGUGGCCAACAACCUCAGAUACAGGAGAGCGGCAUUGAGGAUGGGUGGAAGCUGGAUAUUCAUCAUAUCCCUUUGGUGUCUCUGGAACUUGGAAGCACUUUGAAUGGCAGUACUAUCAAAGAGGGCGUUGAUGUCUAUUUCGAGUGCAACAUCAAGUCAAAUCCAUGGGUUUAUAAAGUCAGCUGGCGACACAACGGCAAACAGCUGUACAACAACGUCCAGACCAACACUAUCGUGAGCAACCAGAGCCUGGUGCUGCAAUCGAUAACGAGAGCUCGAACGGGGAUUUACACUUGUGUCGGACACAAUCAAGAAGGCGACGGGGAAAGCAAUCCCGUGCAGCUCGACGUUAAAUUCAUCCCGACGUGCAGGCCCGGCCAGCCCAAAUCGUUCGGCGUGGCUCGGCACGAGACGACGCGCGUCGCAUGCGAGCUCGAGGCCAACCCCAGCGACGAGGUGUCCUUCGCGUGGAAGUUCAACAACACGUCGGACACGUUCGACAUCCCGCAGAGCCAGAUCCGCACGGAGAAGGGCCGCAGCGUAGUGGCCUACAAGCCGAUGACCGAGCUGGACUACGGCACGCUGCUGUGCUGGGGCAGGAACGAGAUCGGCGUGCAGCAAGAGCCGUGCGUCUUCUACAUCAACCCCGCAGGCAAACCCGACGCCCUCUCCAACUGCACCAUCUCCAACCAGACCUUCGACACUCUGACCGUCGAGUGCUCCGAGGGCUUCGACGGCGGCCUGCCACAGGAGUUCGUCAUGGAGGUGUUCGACUCGGCGUCGCGCAAGCUGGUGAGCAACGUUUCGUCGCGUGCGCCCCUCUUCAGCGUGGGCGGGCUGGAGUCGGGCGCCGGCUUCGAUGUCGGGCUGUACGCGGCCAACAAGAAGGGCAGGAGCGCCGUUGCCAGGCUGCAGGCCUACACGCUCAAGUCGGCCGAGAAGCAUACCGCCUCCCACCCGAUUCUUCUUCAAAUCACCCCUCUCCUGGGUGCCCUAAUUGGUGUUGUAGCUGCCCUCAUCCUCGUAGCCAUCAUCAUCGUCGUAGUAAUACGUCUACGUGGGGGAGGUGACAGAGACGACAAGGACUACGAUGACAGCGGUCUAUCUUCUUCUGGCAGACGAUGUACAGCCGCAAAUAGCGACAAGGCGAGCACUGAGCCUCUCAACAAGGAUCUGAACGACAGUGUGGAUAGCCUUGAAGAGAAAAAUCCAGACAUCAUUCCACAAAACAACGCCGAGGACGAGUACCAGGAUGAAGAGCGAGCGUUCGAAAGGUUGAACAACGCUACUAUGAGAGCCUACAGUCGGUUGCAGAGUCCGAUUACACAGGCCAAGAAUAAUGGAACGUACGAUUAUGGCACGAAAACGACCCCCGACGAAAUAACCUAUGCUGAAUUAUCUCUCGCCCACCAACAGAUGCCGCAGGUGAUAUACCAGCAGCAGCAGUGCAUCCCCAUGUCGGUGAUCAGGCGGCAAGAGCCCACUGUGUACGCGCAGAUCGACGUGAAGCGCAUGCACCACCAGCAGCAGCAGCAGCAGCAGCACCUUCACCACGGGCUGCAGCCGCUAACCCCGCCCCACCCCGCGGCAUUUCAGACGCUGCCGCACCACCCGCACCUGCCGCCCUACAUGCCGAGGCCGCUGCGAGAGGACCCGAUGGUGCACGAAGGCUCGGUCAGCUCCGAGACGCCUUUGCUUACCUCGAGGGAUACUAGCGUGCUUCAAUCCUUAUUAGAUGUGAAUACAAGUCGAACACCAACCAUUACCUCCACUUUGCCCAGAACGGUGACUGCGACUCGGUUUUGACCUAAUUAGAUAUAAUUCCGAAGAACUGGUUUAUUUAUAAAUGAAUUUUUAAUUGUUAUACAAUAACUUAAUUAAUGUUACCGUUAAAUAUUUAGGUGUUUUUAUUGCUAUCUGAAAAAUUAGUUCAUGUUCUCAUGUUCAUUAUACAUUCCAGCAGUUGCGGAUAUUGAAAACAUAAGAAUGUUGAAAUUACUAAUAUUCUUAUUCAUACGAGCAGAAGAUGUACCAAAUUUGAUAUAAAUCUCCUACCCAGUAUAUACUAACCACAUUUCAGCGGCAAAGAAAUAUAAAAUUCAAGUCAUCCAAAUGACUCGUUUCGGUAAAAAAAACUCAAUUUAUUCAUCAAAUUGUUUGAAGAUGCCAACAACAGAACGAAUCUCACAAUAUUAGUAAAAGCAUCGAAACCUGCCUUAAUAGUAGCCGUAGCCUAACUAACAGUAGACUGGCCAAUGAAUAAUAACAAUUCCAUCGUGAAAUAACCCUAAUAGCACGCAACAUUCUAGACGUCCCUAUUUGGUAUAAUUCAAGUCCGAAUAUCCCGGACUUGAAAUGAUUGUCCUUGGGACGUCCCACCCCGUACAUCUCAUGUGAUGUCCGAGCAAGGACGUCCACGGAAUGUCCCAGCUGGUACAUCAUUUCAAAUGUCCUUGUAAUAGCAUUCUUUAGACCCUCCACGUGGUGCAUAUUGCAGAAUGUCCAUGCAAGGACGUCCUUAUGGUGUUAAACGUGUUAAACGUUCCUUUAGAGGAACAUAUUGUGGCAUGAUUUCAGAUCUUAUAUAAUGUCCUUUCUCGAACAACCAGGCUAUAAAUACUGCUCGUCAUUGUUCUUCACGAAAGUCCAUUGGACAUCCUUGAGAAACUUCUUUGAUCGGACCGCUUGAGAACCUUCUUCACUCCCAAACUGGAUGUCCUCAUCAGUUAUGCAAGAUCUGGUCCUAGGGAUACCCAAAUAAAUUGAAAUUCUAGAAUAAUUUGUACGUUCCUGGGACAUCCUAUGAUCAUCCAAUUUAUCCCUCAGCAUUGCUGAUGGGUAGUGCUCGAUGAGAAAUUCUUGAUCUAAGUAUUCGAUAGUUGUCCCUGGGACAUCCCUCAAGGACGUCCCUAGUUGGUCAUCAAGUGCGACAUAUGUCCGUCCAAUGGACGUCCGGGGUAUCAAAUUCGAACGUCCUAUGGCCGUCGUGAAUGUCCCGAUGGACAUAAUUGUGUUAUUAGGGAAAGUUGAAAUAUUUCCAUCAUAUAAUUCAAGAACAUAGACACACAACUGUAAAUAAGAUUGAUAGAUUAUCUGAACACGUUUCGGACUAUAUAUAGUCAAUCCAGAGUAGAUUAAAGAAUUGAAACAAUUGAAAUUACAUGGUACACAAUAAAAAUAAAUAAAGGUUAUGUUUCCAUGUGAAAUUGAAAACUUCAUGAUAUAUUGAAGAUUUUAAUUCAUUGAAUGUGUAAUUUCAAUACCUUCUAUUCUACCUGAGUAACCUUUAUUUAUUUCUAUAUAGUGCCUCAAUAUUAAUUCUCAUUGUAGAAUCAGCUAUAAAAUACUUCAACUUCUAUACGGAUGAUAGAAUUUAUAGUUUGAAAUAUGUUCAAAAGUUAUCAUACUUAUCAUCGAAAGUUGUGAUAUAUUAUGGACUUCUAUCUUAGAUCUAUCAGUAUUGUUGGGUAGGCACGACGAAAUUAGGGAUAAAACAUAGUGAAAAGUUUUCAAAUAUCUUAGACACACUCCUCAAUUCUGAAUUCGAUUCACACUGGAAUGACAUUCAUUUCUCCUAUUCAUGCAGUGACAAUUAUUUAACUUAAGAUUGUGAUUAAUUAUCUUGAUCCGAAUUGUAAGUGUAGUAUGUUCAGUUGAACAUAGGAUGUUAUUCGCCAAUUUCCAAAUAUCGAUGAAGAAUUUUGUAAUGAAGGCAUAUUAUUUUUGUGUAAUUUGGAACUUGGUGAAUCCAAUCAUCAAUAAUUUCAUACGGACCCACUGAUAGUUGAAUAAACUGUUGUGGCCUGUGUAGGUAUACAUUUUCAUAGCUGUGACUACAAAUCAAUUAAAUGUUUAAAAUUGUAUGAUAAUAAAUAUUUUUAUCGAUCGUUCGUGUAAUGAAAUUAUUAAUUCAUCGUGUAUUAAUUUUAUUAUAGAGCUGUUAUUUGAUCAAACCAAACUAUAUUACAUUUAUCUCCAUGAUUUUUUGAAUGUUUCAUCAAUUCGAUUGAACAAAACUGCCAUAUGUUUGCUACCUAUUAUGAAUUAAUAUUAGACAGUUUUUUUAAAGUAGUAACUGAUUAUUACGAUAUGUGAAUAAGACCUUUUGUGAUCCCGAAAGAUAUAGAAAUUGCUUCAACUAAGUGAAUUUACUGAAAUUUGAAGUUUAAACGAAAAUGUUGGAUGUCCGUCCAAUAUGAUAUGAUGUGUAAAACCACUUCGAGCAUAUUUUCUUCGUGAAUAAAAAUAAAUCCUUCGUUCAGCACCAGAGUAUAUAUACAAUUUGUGCCUAUUAACUAAGAAGACAUGUUUGAAUGAUAAUUAUUGCAUGAAACAUUCCUUGUGGUGUUUUAUUGAUGUUUAUGUCACGGCUGAUACACGCAUGAAUCGGAUAAUCGCUCAUAAAACUGUUAUGAAUACAAAAUGGUAGGUACAUAUGCGUAUCCAUUGAAAAUGUCUCAUUUUCAUAACGUAAUUGAAUAUCAAUCCUGAAAUUAUUUUUGUCGAGCCGUCAUUGUCGGCGUUGAUAUUAUAACUCUUUGAAAACAUUCUUUAUUCGUCUUUUUCGUUAUUUGAUUCGAUUUCCUUACAUACAGUGUGCUAUGCUGAAGAUUCUCAAAACACCUUGUGGAUAACGUAGGUGCAUACAGCAUCAAGAGCAAAUUCCUCUAAGGAUCAUACUCUACCUUCAUAUCUUCCCAAACAGCGGUUCUUAAACUUUUGUUCUUCAAAUCGAAAAAUGUUGCGCCCUCUCAAUCCGUAGAAGUCGACGUAGGGGUGCGCUCCACUGUUUGAGAAACACUGACUGUUCUUUUAUUUGUACAAUGUCGUUCACAUUACCAAACAAUUACUUAUAGUUCAGUCAAUGAUGAAUGUCAAUUUAUCAUACACCCAAAAGCAAAUGGAAGAGGCAGUUUUUUAUUUGAGACUAGGGAUAUGUUCGGAGUAAAUAGGAAGUAAACAUACCAAACGUCUCCGAACUUACAAGGUGAUCCAAGUGCAGAGAGCAACGUAGAAGGUCCUUUAUUUUAAUUAACGUUUAUAUCUCAAAAACGGUAUGUCUCAGCAAAAAAGUAUAUCUAUUCGAAAUGAGUGUUCACGAAAUGUUUUACCAAAUUGUUACCUAUCUCCCAAUGUUUUUGGGAUAUUUGCUAGCAAAUCAUGUGAAUUUUUGAAAAUCGCUUUCUUUAUCUAGCAUAUUUUAACUGCACAACCUUCAGUUUUUCAUCAAAGUAUUCGACGUAGAAGUCGCAGAGGAUUCGAUCACCUACGAGAUGUUAUGUCACAUACCUAUGUAUUUUGUUCAUAUACAGGGUGGCAUUGAAAUAAGUACAAAUAUUUCAAAUACUGAGAAAGCUGGACGUGUACUAUCGAAUGGCACUAAUGAAAAAAAUUUAGAGAUCAAAAUAAAAUUUGAGGUUAUACCCUACUAUUUUCCACCCAAAGUUCUGAACUGUAGCAAAUCUGACGUCACCUAUGUUCAAAUGUCCAUGCGGUACGCACAAUCACGCGGAGUUCAAUCAUUUAAAUUGUUUUAAAGUGGCGUACUUGAUUUUUUUCUCGUAUUUUGUUAAAUCUUUGGGAUGAAAUUUCUCGUUAAUUAGAAGAAUCAGAAAAAAUCUGAUGUCACGGGAAUAUUCCUUAGACUGUAUCAUAUUGAUGUGCUGAAUAUGUGCACUUAUUUCAAAAACACCUUGUAUAUCAUAUCUAUAAUAUUAUAUAGUGUAUCACUUGUAUCUGUAUCUUUUCUAUUUGUUGAGUUAGGAUUCUGAAAUUUGUAGGAGCGGAGAUUCACUACAAACACAAACUCUGACCAAGUUACCACCCACAUUUCCGAAAAAUGAUAUCAGGAGGAAAAAUAGGUUUAAAAUCAAUUCUGAUUCGGAAUGAGGACCAUAUUCAUUCCGGAAAAGCUUUAGUUCUGAAAAAUUGAAUUUUCAUGAUUCGCUAGCGAAUGCCGUGAUAACUGUGGGAAAAAACCUAUUGAUACCAUUUUGUUGACAAUUCCAUCAGCUACAAUUUUGAAAUUGCUGUGACGUGCCUUUCUUGAGAUAUGAACGAAAAGGGGACUAUCUAUGUCGCUCUCUGAAAUUGACUCACCUUAUAUAAGUUAGGGAACUAUUGGAAUUUGUACUUCCUAUCUACUCCUAAUACAUCCCUAUAGUCUCACAAAAACUGUUCUCUUCCAUAUCCUCUCCAUCCCUUAAUUGGACGUUCAUUGACUGGAGUAUUAAUCCAUAAUAUUUGAUUGAAAAUUUGACAUUCAUCGUUCAUACAUCUUUUUCUGAAUAACAUUCACAUCUACUACCUAUAUCCAAUUAAUUAAGGUUUUGAUCUCAUCUUCGUCGAUAUUUUCAUGAAUGUUUUGUAGCCUCAGAAUGCCACAGACGAAUACCUACCUCUGGUUGGUUAAUAGUGUGGACAAUGGAAUGGCAGCCAGAAGUUUAGCUCUCUCAAAAAUACUAUAAGCGAUUCGGCAUAUAAUAUCAACCAAGAGACAGAAACCUCAAUUAUUUCAAGUAUGGGUAGUCGUUGAAUAGUUUUCAUCCAUAAUAUGUGAGAUCGUCGACAUUAGAUUCUUAGUCACAUGUUCGUGUAUAUAUUUGAUAACAAAUUAUAAGUACCUACAUUUUCUAAUCCUGUGAUGAAAAGAUGAAAUGUCAAAUGAAAAGUGAUGUGAUUCUCACCAGCACUUCUUUGUGAUCUCAACAGCUCUACUAUGUCUACAGGGCGUUAUGGAUAUCAUCAAGAAAAAACAAUAUCUGCACCAUUUGUACAGGGUGAGUCAUAACUAUUGUGAGAUAGGCUAAGGGCUGAUUGUUUGGACCAAAAUAUGCCGAUACAGGGCGUUUCAAUCGUAUUGACUAUAUACUCACACCAAAAUUAAUACACUGACAAGCCAUGUAAUAUACCAGCAACAAUUAUCUGAUAGUCCAAAGCAUACUCUUCAUAAAUAAAUGAUAUUUGGAAUCCCCUUCCGAGACAUUGAACUGUCCAAUAGUUCGAUUGCUUUCUUCACGAAAACGGAUGAAAAUAUCGUUUCUAAACACGAGUACCAAUAUCACGUAGAACAUUAUAGGGAUUUUCUUCAGUGCGCAGCAAGCAAAAAAAAUUCUGGUCCUAAGAAUCUGCCCUUAGCCUAUGCCCCAAUAGUUUUGACUCACCCUGUAUAAGAGGGAUUGAAUCAACGGCAUAGUAAAGUUUAUGAUGGGAUCAGAAAAAUCCAAUAUUGAAAUCGAAUGAACAGUUAAAAUAUUUGAACAGAGUAUAUAAACAUGAAAAAUUCAAGUAUUUUGACUCAUCAAGAUAAUAAAUCAUUAAUUUUUUGAAACGCAUAGUAUUGAAUAAAUAUUUUCUGAAUACCUUCGUCAUUUUUGUAAACCUAAUAGGCCUGUAUUUCAACAAGCUAAAACGCAUUAUGCCGAUUUCGCCUAUUAUCCGUAACAUUUACAUGGUGUGAGAAAAACGCCUGAUAUUUUUAAAGCCAUAUACAAUAUACAUUUUGUCACAAAAUAUUGGUACGUAAUUUUUCUUACAUCUUGUAUUGUAAUUGUAAAUAUAUGUAUAUAUUAUGCUCAAAAAGGUAAGAGGUAACUGUUAUAAAAACUUUUCCCAUGAAGUUUUCGUUAUACGAGUGGCCGAAAUAUUACUCACACUUAUUUUCACUUGUAUUUAAUCUGUUCAAUGAUGUAUAAAUUAACUUGGACAAUAAUGUUUUAACUUUCAAUUUUAUUUCAAAUCCGCAAUCUCAACUUAUGAAAAUUUGAAAAGUUUUGAAGUGGCCUUGUCUAUAAUACCUAGUUAUCGAAAUAGUUUCUGUGUUAUUCUAGGUUUUGUAUAUAUUAUGUGUUGUAUUAUCAUGUAUGUAAUUAUUCAUAAAUUAUCGAAAGAAUAAAGACGUAAUAGA
Phaedon cochleariae (mustard beetle) is the source of this 9108-nucleotide messenger RNA. The record is from the annotation of a GenBank genome assembly. NCBI's taxonomy places the organism in Eukaryota, Metazoa, Arthropoda, Insecta, Coleoptera, Chrysomelidae.